UUUCCGGGGCCAUAACAGAGUUACAAGCAGUCUUAGGAGGAGGGAAAAAAGAAGAUGGCAGGCACUAAAUCAGCAUUAGUUUUGUGCAUGGAUGUUGGGUUCUCCAUGUCCAACUCUGCCCCGGGUGAAGAGUCUCCCUUUGAACUUGCCAAAAAAGUCAUCCAGAAGUUCGUCCAGCGCCAGGUUUUUGUGGAGACCAAAGAUGAACUGGCUUUAGUUCUGUUUGGCACCGACUCCACCAAGAACCCACUGGACCAAGAUGGCCAGUACCAGAACAUCACGGUGCAUCGUCACCUCAUGGUGCCUGAUUUUGAGCUUCUGGAGGAAAUAGAGAAUCAGAUCCAUCCCGAGAGUCAGCAGGCUGAUUGGCUAGAUGCUCUCGUUGUCUGCAUGGAUCUUCUUCAGACAGAAACAAAGGGGAAAAAGUGUGAUCGUCUCAACAUUGUCUUCCUGACUGACCUCAACACUCAGGCCAGCCAAGAGCAGCUGGACGUUAUUAUUGAAAACCUGAAACAAGCUGACAUCACCCUGCAGUUUUUUUUGCCUUUUCCUGUGGAGGAGGACGAUGAAGAGGGUGGAGGAGAUGGGGAAAGGCGAAGUCCAGGUCACCCGGGCAUGGGUAAAGGUCUGUCCAGGGAACAGAAGAAUGGCCUGGACAUGGUGAAACACAUCAUGCUGAGCCUGGAUGAGGAGGAAGGCUUGGAUCAAAUUUACUCCUUCAGGAACGCAAUCGAGCAGCUGUGUAUGUUCAAGCGUAUUGAGAGGAGACCCAUGGCCUGGCCGUGUCAGCUGACCAUCGGCGGCUCUCUGUCCAUCCGUAUUGUUGGAUACAAAGCAGUGACAGAAGAGAAACUGAAGAAAACGUGGAUAACAGUUGACGCUCAAACCACCCAGAAAGACGAUGUGAAGAGAGAGACUGUCUACUGUCUGGAUGAUGACAAUGAGACAGAGGUGCAGAGGGAUGAUACCAUCCAAGGUUUUCGUUAUGGAAGUGAUAUUGUUCCCUUCUCCAAAGUAGAUCAAGAGCAGAUGAAAUACAAGCACGAUGGGAAGUGCUUUGCUGUUCUCGGCUUCACCAAACAGAACAUGGUAUGUCGCCAUCAGUUCAUGGGGAGUCAAGUAGUCAAGAUCUUUCCUGGCAAGGAUGAUGAGCAUGCGGAGGUUGCGCUGUCCUCUCUCAUCCGAGCGCUAGAUGAGCUCCAAAUGGUGGCCAUUGUACGUUACGCCUAUGACCGGCGCAGCAACCCUCAAGUAGGAGCAGCCUUCCCGUGCAUCAAGCGGGACUAUGAGUGUCUGUUGUACGUCCAGCUGCCCUUCAUGGAAGACCUCAGACAGUUUACAUUUCCUUCUCUUGAAAACAACAAAAAGUUCACUCCGUCAGACACCCAGCUGUCAGCUGUGGACUCUCUCAUUGACUCUAUGAUGCUGGUAGAAGAGGAUGAAAAAUCAGAAAAAAAGGACCUGUUCAAGGUCCACCACAUUCCAAAUCCUGCCUUCCAGAGGCACUUUCAGUGUCUGCAUCAUCGGGGAGUAAGCCCCGGCACCCCUCUUCCCCCCAUGGAGCCAUGGCUGAAGGCUGUUCUUGAGCGCCCUGAUGUUAUUGGUGAACGUUGCCAAGCUCCACUGGAGGAGCUGAAGAGGAAGUUUCCUCUCACAGAAGUGGAGAAGAAAAAGCAGCUGAAGACUAGUGCUCAGAUAUUUGGCAAAGACUCUGAGGAGCCCGAAGCCAAGAAGGCAAAAGGAGACGAAGAGGAUGAGGAGUAUAACCUGGCUGACAUUGCCGAAGGCUCUGUUACUUCGGUGGGAAGCGUGGAUCCAGCCCGAGACUUCCGUACUCUGAUCAGGCAGAAGACUGUUGCAUUCGGAGAGGUCUGUCAGCAACUGACUCACAGGAUAGAGCAGUUGCUUAGCAACAAGAACACACACUACUACAUGAAAAGCAUCACCUGUAUCCAGGCUUUUAGAGAGCAGUCCGUUAAGCUGGGGAAUGCCGAUCUGUACAACAGCUACCUCCAGUCCCUGAAAAGAAGCAUCCCAAACAGGGGGCUGGAGGUCUUCUGGGACCUGCUUGUUCAAGAUGCAGUAACUCUGAUCAGCAAGGACGAGGCUGAGGGAAGCACCGUAUCCAAAAACGAAGCUAAUCAGUUUCUGGUUGCUGAGGAGAAGAAAGAGGAGGCGGCUGCACCAACAGCUGAAGAUACCGGAGAUGUAGAUGACUUGCUGGACAUGAUGUAAGAAGGGAGGCAAUGGGAGAGUCUGCAGUGGACAUGCAGAGAAAUGAGAAGAAUGCAAUCAUUCAGCCUGGCCAGACCAAACCAGUUCAGCCGUCCAUUGUUCCUCCUCCCACUUGGAGACCCCUGAUACUUGUAACUGGUGAUACAGAGCAACCGCAUACAUACUGCACAGAAUGAUGUUUGACCAUUGUUUAUACCAGUACUGUAUAAAUGACAACUGUUAUGUACAGUAUGUGAAGCGCUUUAAAUGUUUUGUCAUUUUCAGUAAUAUUGCAUACACUGAGUGCUUUAAAUCUCAAAAAGAUUUUUGUGCUCUAGAAACCCCUUGUGAUUGAACAGAAGACAGCACUGCCUUGUCCAAGAAACUGAAGGUUUAUUAUUUUAAAUCAGUAAAGCUUAAUGUUGUAUGAAG
Molecule: messenger RNA, 2646 nt
Organism: Micropterus dolomieu (smallmouth bass)
Lineage: Eukaryota; Metazoa; Chordata; Actinopteri; Centrarchiformes; Centrarchidae
Gene: xrcc5
Product: X-ray repair complementing defective repair in Chinese hamster cells 5
Exons: 21
Coding region: 55-2235 (726 amino acids)
Biological process (GO): telomere maintenance; cellular response to X-ray; double-strand break repair via nonhomologous end joining
Cellular component (GO): Ku70:Ku80 complex; nucleus
Molecular function (GO): damaged DNA binding; DNA helicase activity; telomeric repeat DNA binding
Source: RefSeq, a predicted model, not a curated record